Cyprinodon variegatus (sheepshead minnow) is the source of this 837-nucleotide messenger RNA. It is a transcript of the gene cmc2, whose product is annotated as C-x(9)-C motif containing 2. The record is from RefSeq and is a predicted model, not a curated record. NCBI's taxonomy places the organism in Eukaryota, Metazoa, Chordata, Actinopteri, Cyprinodontiformes, Cyprinodontidae. The transcript is spliced from 5 exons. Gene Ontology annotation, cellular component: mitochondrion. Bases 319 to 582 code for a protein of 87 amino acids.
AAAUGUUAUGAAAGCGGCGUGACUCGCUGCAAUGUCCUACAGGCUCACAUCUUUCAAGGAGACUAUUCGUUUCAUUACACACAUUGAAUAGGUUUUUGACCUUUGUCAGGAAUUGCGUCGAGAUCCAGAUUAGUUGUUUUUAGGGUUUUAAAAAAAGAGGAAUUCCUCUUUAAAAUAGUAAAAGCCAACCUAGGCCUGUGUUGCAUUAGCUAAUGCUCAGCAUUUAGGUAACGUGUUACAUCGGAGGUGUUCUGGAACAGUUCUCAUAUGACACAGCUUUAUCUCUGGUAAGUGUCCACAGGGAAAUCAGUCGUCACAAUGACCAGUCAAGAUGGAGAGGGAUUGGGAGGCACUAACCUUUCACCCCACCUGCACACAGAUGAGUGCAAUGAACUCAUAAGCCUCCUGAGACAGUGCCACAAAGAGCACAACGUCAUGAAGUUUUUUGGCACGUGUAAUGACAUGGACCGGGCCAUGCGUCAUUGUCUGAAGAAAGAGAGACUUGAAAAACGGGAGCGAAGUAAGAAACAUGCAGAAGAAAUGAGAAAGAGGAUAAAGGAAGGACCCAAGGAGCAGCUUUAAAGGAAGCAAAACGCACUGGAGCAUAAAACUGGACAUUAAACUAAACACAAGAGUCCCAUGACUGCCUUUCUGUCAUCACAGAGGAACAGUUGUGACUGAUUUAUUAUUUUUUUGUAAAGCUGUAGUGUUUAUAUCACUGAUGGAUGAUUGCGGCAUCCUCUGAUGUAAAAUUGCGUUCCUAUCCUUUUAGUUUUUGCACAUAUUGGGAGCUGCUCUUAGGGAUGCAGUGUUACAAAACAUUCUUAUUGGUUAAUA